AGAUCCAGGAGAGUGAGAAAGUGAGGCUAGAGUCAUCAGAAGACAGUUUACUCGCGGGGAAAUUUAAUGACCUUGUUGUGAAGGCAAAAUGCGUUUUUACCCGAAGUGGGAAGACUGAAGUUGGAUUGGUAGUUCUUAUUGUUGAUAGCUCCAUAACAACACUCUGCGAAUCAAUAAAACGACCUAAGCAAAACGUGUUUUACCUGAAGCAUGGAUAG
Acaulospora morrowiae is the source of this 218-nucleotide messenger RNA. The record is from the annotation of a GenBank genome assembly. Lineage: Eukaryota; Fungi; Glomeromycota; Glomeromycetes; Diversisporales; Acaulosporaceae.